This is a messenger RNA of Candida dubliniensis CD36, 1251 nucleotides long. RefSeq lists its product as uncharacterized. The transcript has a single exon. Gene Ontology annotation, cellular component: nucleus. Bases 1 to 1251 code for a protein of 416 amino acids. The record is from RefSeq and is a predicted model, not a curated record. Gene Ontology annotation, biological process: rRNA processing. NCBI's taxonomy places the organism in Eukaryota, Fungi, Ascomycota, Pichiomycetes, Serinales, Debaryomycetaceae.
AUGCGCGCUACCAAUAGGGUCAUUUUUUGGAGAAAAAAAAAAAUUCAACUUUCUUCGCUUUUCCAAACCGAGAAAACUCCAAUGCCUAAUAAUAACUCAUCUCAUCGAUACUCUGUUCAACUCACCAAUAUCAUAGUCCAACAAUUAUCAUUAAACAUGGCUUCUAAAAGAAAAAGAAAGGAAAAACAAAAAGAUUUUACUAAAGCAAAAUUAAAGGUUGGUAAGACUGCUCAAAAACCGGAUAAUUAUACGGAUACCUCAUUCAAAUCAAAAACCAUCUCUUUACCCAAUCAAUCUAUUGCAUCAAGUUCUAAUUCUAGUGUUGGCUCUCGUGCUUCUGGACCAUCGGUAGGUCCUUCAUUAGCUGUGUUGGCUCAUCAAUUAUCAUUAACCAAACAUCAUUCUUCCAACACAAGAAAAGAAGUUUUGAAUUAUUUACAAACACAUUUACCUGAAAAUCCUUCAUAUUAUAAGAAUAUAAUGACUAGUAUCUUACCACUAAUCCUAGAUGAAGAUAAGGAAGUACGAAAAGCUUUGAUGGGUUUACUUUCUGCUAUUUUUGAAAAACAACCUGGAUUAAUUGAUUUACAUUUACGAUCAACCAUAUUAUUUAUUUUAUCAGCAAUGAGUCAUAUUAUACCCAAUAUUCGUACCACUAGUACUCAUUUUUUAAGAAUCAUUGUUGAGAAUAGUCAUGGAAAUUUGAUAAAUUCUUAUUUUGUUAAAAUAAUGAGAAAUUGGUUUGUUUUAAUGGGAUGGAGUUUAAAUGAACAAGAUUCGAAACAAUUAAGUAUGGCUGUGACAACUCUUAGUAUUACUGCUAUGAAUGCUAAUUCCAAACAAGCCAGAAUUGGUCAUUUACAGAAUUUAAAUAAAUUUUUACUGAAAACUUUGCAACAUGAUCAAGAUCUUGAUAAAAUCAAAGACAUAAAACUAAAUAUCACUAUUCAUCCACAAAGUUACAAGUAUUUAUUGACAGAUACGGUACAACCAUAUCAACCUUUAAAAUUAUUUGUUAAGGAGUUUAAGAGUGAAGGUAGUGGGUCCAAUGGAUCAGGAAUCUCAAUGUUAGAUUUAAAUUCUAUAUCUACUGAAGAUUUAGAUACAAGGAAAAAAAUCAUGAAUGAUGUGUUCAAACCAUUAAUGAUUAAAAAUUUAAACACAUUCGUUAAAGAAGGUGGUGAUAUCGGAAGAGAAGCUAAUAACUGUAUAAGUAUUAUUACUCAAGCAUGUACGUCAAGUAGUGAAUAA